AUGUCAGCAAUGGCAAUGGCAACGGCAAUGCUUGCGUCUUCUUCAGCUUCAUCGUCACCACCAAUUGCGCUCUCUCUCCCCAACCGCCAUCACCAAUCUUCAAUUUCAUGCAUCCAUCUUCCUUCUCUCUCUCGCUCUUCACCACCAUGGCUCUCCAACACCUUCAAUCCCCUCAGGUCCUUAUUCGGUCACCACGGAAUCAGAAGCUUCGCCAAAUCCAAGACCAGUAACCGAAACGCAGCGUUUCGCGUCUUUUCCUACGCUCCCGCUCCUCUCACUCCUCCCAAUCUCCAAUGGAUCUCUACCAUUUCCUCUGUGUCCGUUCACUUCCUUUACUUCUUCAAUCCGGUUUUGAUACUGACAAAAGGCACUGCCGUGCCGAAAUCGUAUAUUGUUCCAUUGUUUGCGUUGCAAGCACCUGCAGGUGUCGUUUCCUGGAUCAAAGGUAAAUAUGGUGUGUGGACAGCAUUCUUGGCACUUCUGAUUCGUCUAUUCUUCUAUAUUCCUGGCGAACUUGAGUUGCCAUUUCUGGCAUUACUCUUGGUGAUGGUAGCUCCUUAUGAGGCAAUGAAAUUAAGGCACACAAAAGAAGGUGCUGUGAUUUCAUUAUUGAUUGCCGUGUAUUUGGCUUUCCAGCACUUCUCAAGAACAAGCUUACAGCAAUCAUUUGACCAAGGUUCAAUUGUUGCCACCUUAGCUGUCAUUUGUAUCACUGUUGUAUCUUUGUUACUUCUAGUCUGA
Molecule: messenger RNA, 741 nt
Organism: Sphenostylis stenocarpa
Lineage: Eukaryota; Viridiplantae; Streptophyta; Magnoliopsida; Fabales; Fabaceae
Source: the annotation of a GenBank genome assembly